UCUUCUUGCUAGAAAGUUUUGCGUAAGAAACUGGGAUUCGAUAAGUGAGCAGGAGAAAGUCUCCAGCCCUCCUCUGCUCUCCCCCUCAAGACUGAUAUGUUGCUCUGUGUCAGAGCUGCACUCCUGCUUUCCAUCCACUUCCAUCAAAGCAGCAUCUGCGUGUGCAAUUCCCACCACAGUCUUAUUUAUCAUUAACUUACAGGAAGGAUUUAUUUGUUCUAGUUUAUUGCAAUGGCACAAUGGUCACUCUUAUUUUUAUACUUUUUCCAUGGACAACUUCCCCUCAUUUUUGGGCAGCAGCAGCGCACAGCUGGCCCCUGGCGGCACCGGAUCCAGUGGGAGAACAACGGGCAGGUUUAUAGUUUAAUGAGCACCGGGUCAGAGUACCAUUCUCCGGUUAGGUCCCGAAGCCAGUCGAGAGUUUAUGUGAGCGGCAGGAGGGAUGGCACCUGGAGCCAAAUGCCGGGAGCGCAGAGAGGAGCCACCCUGGUCAGACCCGGACAGGCUGAGUCGAGACAGGUGAGGACUGAUCACAGUGUGGAUCAGGGAUCCAUUGCUCCGGGGCCCGUGGUUAGACAGUAUGCACCUUUUAAUACUCGUGUGUCAGGGGCCAGACAGCAGCCUGAGCGCUCUCCCGGAGCUGCAGGUUAUGUGGCCACACGGCGCUCAAACCCUGAACACCCCAACACCGUCAACGCCUCUGCACCGGGAAGAUUUAGAGACCUUCCCGUGAGGAGAACUCGUGUGGAUGCAAUGUACACCAGAGGAGGAGAUCCGGGGCCCGGUGUGCAAUACCAACCUUUACUCGUGGUGCCAGAGGCGAUGGCCGUCUCCAGGCAACACGCGCAGACGGAUCAAUCCAUCUCAGCACAUCCAACCAGUGUGGAAAGGGAACCUGAAGCUCCUGCUGCAUCCAUUUCGCUCAGUGAGGGUGGUUCAAACGAGGCAAACGGCAACAGAGAGAACAUGGCUAACGACGACCCUCGAAACCCAUUAAAGAACCACAGGAAUUCUGUUUUCUACAACCCAUAUCCCGCCAGAGGGAGGGCAGUGGCCCGCAACCGUCGUCCGCCUGGCACAGGUUAUGGUACAGGAUAUUUCCAAAAUGGACUGCCGGACCUCGUGCCAGACCCGUAUGCCAUCCAAGCAGGUGCCUACAUCCAGCGCAUGCAGAUGUUUGCGCUCCGCUGUGCAGCCGAGGAGAAUUGUCUAGCCAGGUCGGCUUAUGGACCCACCGUAAGAGACAUCGACUUCAGAGUCCUCCUGCGGUUCCCCCAGAAAGUGAUUAACCAAGGCACCACUGACUUCCUUCCUGUCAAGCCCAGAUAUCAGUGGGACUGGCACAGUUGUCACCAACACUACCACAGCAUGGACGCCUUCAGUAACUACGACCUGCUGGACAUCGUCACUGAGCGUAAAGUGGCCGAGGGACACAAAGCCAGCUUUUGUCUGGAGGAUACGGGCUGUGAACCUGGAUUCAGGCGGCGCUACGCCUGUACGUCUCACACGCAGGGCUUGAGCCCGGGAUGCCAUGAUGUCUACGCUGCCAACAUCGACUGUCAGUGGAUUGACAUCACUGACGUGCCUCCAGGGAAUUACAUCUUGAAGGUUACCGUCAACCCCAAUUUCAGCGUGCAGGAGUCCGACUUCACCAACAACAUAGUGAGAUGUGAUAUCACAUACACAGGAAUCUAUGUUCAGACACGCAACUGCCGAGUAUCAAGGUACCGUACCAGUGUUCCUGUUUAACAUGAACGCUGCAUGUGACGUAUUCUUUAUCUAGAUCAACUCAAUAAAAAAAGUUGCAAAUGAGAUAAAAUGGGAAAACAUUCGGACAAUUGAGAGAUGCUGUAUGAAGCAUUGCGUGUUUACAAUUAGGCUUUGUGUAUUUAAAUGUUUUUCUUAUCUUUUUCAGCAGUUGAAAUGUUCCUUUUCAAGUAGUACUAUCUGCAGGACUUUUACAGCAAACAUCUCUCCCUGUACUGUACAGCAUCUUUAACUCUAUGACUAACAAGAAGUGCAAUUGGUGCUCGAGUGUAAUUGUAACUGCUUUAGUCUUGUUUUGCAUUUAAUUGAAAUAAAUGCAAACGUUUACACAUAUUUUGCACAUUAAACUAGUCAGAUCAGAUUAACUGUGCUACAAAUGUGCCUUAAGUCAUGAGUGGAAUAUAUAUUUUCCUUUUUGCUGGUUUAUUGCUUGAAAUGUGUUUUGUUGCCGCUUUGUCUUGUUAGCUUUUUUUGCUUUGUAAUGUUAAUAUGUGUACAUCAGUAUUUUUCACAGAUUAUUUAAAGCAUAAGAUACUCUGUUUUUUGUUAUUGUCAGCCAUUGGUUCCCACUGAAGUCAGAAAUCUUUGAAAACAAGUUAAAAAAAACAUUUAUUUAGAAACAUGUGACAAGAAUAUUUACUAAAAUAGGAGAAAAUACUGCAUUAGUAAGGGACUUUAUUAAACUGCUAGUGAGGUUCUAUAGUAGCGGGAUAGUGUGUGUUAGUACCGUAGGAUCAAUUCACGGACUGUUUGUUUUGUUGACAACAGGAAACAUGCAGAUUAUCACUUAUUCGUGGUCGGUCACAUUAGAAAAUUGCAAAUCUCUCAUUUUAUGUUGAAUAGUAAGUAGCAUAAUGAAGUAUGUUUUAUAAAUGUGUGCUGUUGUACAAUUGAGUGAAUGAAACAUUUAGAAAAUUGUUCUGUAAAACUGUUAAUAUUGCUAAAUUCUCAUUGGUUGUAAUAUGUUGGCAUGCUGGAAUUAUUUUAAUAAAGAAGGAGAGAGGGAGUUGUUAUAAUAAUUGAAAAUA
Messenger RNA from Eleginops maclovinus (Patagonian blennie), 2795 nucleotides. RefSeq names its product protein-lysine 6-oxidase-like. Bases 232 to 1749 code for a protein of 505 amino acids. The record is from RefSeq and is a predicted model, not a curated record. Lineage: Eukaryota; Metazoa; Chordata; Actinopteri; Perciformes; Eleginopidae. Gene Ontology annotation, biological process: peptidyl-lysine oxidation; collagen fibril organization. The transcript is spliced from 6 exons. Gene Ontology annotation, molecular function: copper ion binding; protein-lysine 6-oxidase activity.